ACCAACAAUCGCUCUCAGGUUGAGAUUUCUGCUACACUGUUUUGUUGCCGUUCUUUACGGGUUAUUUCCCCAUCUACAGAUGGAGCUGGCGAUUUGUCGAUGAUCACUGGUAGCAAACGCUUUUCUCAUCUAGCGUUCCACCCACCGCGGGACGAGUUGGGUAUCGUGUGACUUUGCUUUCUGUCGGGGUCUGCGAGCAAAUUGGCCUUUUUGUAGGGAAAUCGCACGUCCUUUCGUUCGUUGGGGUUAGGUCUGUCUGCGAAUUUUUCGCAGUAUUCCCGUCUGUCGUUCUUUCAUGAGACAAAGUAGGCCGCUCCGUACCUUGGCUGUCAUGCAGGAUGGAGGACCGCAGCCGUGCAGCACGCCUGUGCGAAGAUCGCAAAUUCAGUCUUUUUCAUCGUCCUGUUUUUACACUCAUGGCUUGUCUCUUCCUGAUGUUGUUCCUCUGAGAAAUUGUCCACUUUCCCUGUUUUUCCAACCGAUCGCUGGCGCCAGGUUUACUAAAGGGGCGUUCUUUUUUUGCUAGGCAUCUGGUGUUGGUGUACAUGUUCUGUCUGGCGGUUGCGUCUGAGUACGCGCCGUUCUCCCGGUUGACAUCGUUGAAAGAGGAACCUGAAGGAGUUUUGGUGGUAUUUUGUGGACCUGGUAUCGUUUUUUUGGGAGUGAAGUUUCCUCUCUGCUUUUGUCCGUCUUCAACAAAACUGCUGAGCGGCAGCAGUUGCCCGCUCCCAUGAUGAGAGCGGAUUCUCGACUGAAGGGUCCCUUUGCCUCGUUUCCGUGAGGCUUUCGGGGCGAAAAUCGAGACUGGCGUGCCCCCGUUUUUCAGUUCUCUUUCUUUUUUUCUCCGUCCAUCGGCCUUGAGUGUCAACUCGACGCAGGUCCAUAGGUGAGUUGUGUGUCUGUGCGCUCGGUGACCCAGCUGAGCAUCCGUUCCCGUGCAGCGCGCAGUUUCGUUACCCCGCCGCGUUUCACCUUGUCCUUCGCAGCUUUCCCUCGUGUUUAUUUCACCGCGAGUAGGUUCCUCAAGAAGCGGGGGAUUUGUCGGCGGUUUCGUUCAUUCGCCUCUUCCACCAAGAACUUUGCUUCCACAGGUCGCAGAGCCCGCGGCGUCUCUGCUGUAGCUUCCUUCCUCCCCCGCGGAUCCCAUCGCUGGCCAUGGAAGAAACACUGAACAGCAUCACGUCGUAUCUGCGGAAUGUUCCUUUGACUUCGAUCUCAGAUCCCCUGGCUGUUUGUUCGACGGCGCCUGCGCUGCCGGAGCGGGAAAACCCCUCGCGUGUCCGUGCCUGGGUCACCAGGAGCGACUUUCACGGCGAAGCAACUCCGACGAUGGGAGGAACUUUUCCGCAGAAUUCCGGGAAGGGAGGUGAGAAGACUGCCUCUCUGUCUAGAAACGGCUCGUCGCUUUCAGAUGCCAUCUGGUCUUUCCAUGAGAAUCUGCGUCGACAAUGGUCUCAGCUGCAGAUUCUGGACCAGCCGGGGUCUGGGCGACAGAGUCCCUUCGAAGGGAAAUCGGAGAAAUCCGAGUCAGGGAAAACGAGCAGCGCACAGUCGAAGCACAUUCCAGGUCCGACGUCGCCGGGAUCUGCAGAAACGUUGCCGCGCGCCGUCGUUCUCUCAUCUCCUACACGCCAAGCCGGAUUCCUCAGCUCAACUUCCUGCGCGUCUGCGUUGCCUGCCGCUGGAGACGCGGAUUUCUCUCUCCACGAUGACGACUCUGUUCCCGGGUCACCCGUUUCGCCUGUCAGACACAGCGCGUCUGGAUUCGCUUCGCGGAAGUUCGCCCGAUGCCUGGCAGCAGCUGCGCCUGGCGAGGAUCGAGUGGCCGUCUCCGACUUACACUACCCAGCGCCUAGAGAUUUCCCCGGGAGGGUGGAGAGUCGUCAGAGUUCUCAGGCGAAGCCUGUUUCAUCGGACACGGCUAAAAGUCCCGGGGGUGCGACUCGAACGCUCGCUGAGGCGUACAUGCACUUGCGGGUGGAAAACCGGACGAUGUGGAUGUCGCUGCACACAUUGCGCGUCGUCGUGGCUCUCCAGCUGGCGCUGUCUGUCUUGGGAUUUUUGCUGAACUCCUGGCCUCCGGGGUUCUCCGCCCAAGACGCCCCUUUCCGCUCUGCGGUCUUCUGGCUGCACGUGGCGGCCUACAUGUAUACCGGCUGGUGUCUGUACACCCUGCGCGGCUCACCCGUGGAGAGCUGGGAGGCGCAGCAGGCGCGGGAGACGGUGGAGCGUCUCCGGCAAAAUGUUUCCCUCUCGCCACAGGUCGCCGCAGGCAGUCUGGAAGGAGCGGGGAAGGCAGUUCGGCUGGCGGAAAUGCCAGUUCGGGACGAUCUGCGGACCGAGACAGGCAUGCGGGACGAGUGCCCCAGACGGAGAAGCCGUUCGUCGCAUGCGCGUCUGGACCGCGAGAGAAUCCCACCGCCCGCGGACGCGGAGCCACCCCCCGUAGAAACUUGGCCGCAGCGACCCGUGUUCUUGAGAGCUACGGAAGAGGCCUGGAUUGUCGAGAAAGUCACUGAAAUCGCACGACGCAAAGCGAAAACCAAGGAGUCUUCCCGGAGUGGUACUCGCCGCAAGCUUCCGAUUGUCCGCUAUCCUCGCGCGCCGAUGAUGUUCAUGACGAAGCAGUUGGAGGAUCCGAAGACCGGGAUCCACUGGUUCGAGAACCCCUUUUUCCGCGGCGUUGCCGUCAUUCGCCUGGCUCCCGUGGGAGGGUCACCGGGUGGAGAAGUCUACACGGACUCGAAGAAACGGUAUUUGCAGGCGUGUUUUCAGGGCCAGUUUUUGCAGCCUCAUCGAGUCGGCGAAGUUCUCACAGGUCAGGUGUUCUCUCGUCGGCUCAAGUCCCUCCCCCCCCGAUGGAUGGUUAACAUGGGCAUGAAAGUCGUGAAGCAGCUGACCGACACUCUCAAGGAGGACAUCUCGUCGAACGAACCGUACUUCCUCACGCCGGCACUGUGUGUGGCGCAAACCGUGCACGUGGCGCAUGCAUCUAGGAGACCCCGUCGGCUUUCUAGCGCGGUAGCAGAAGAUCAAAACGGCAUGGAAGAGCGCCGUGACAACCUCAUUUCUGAUGAUUUGGACGAUGAAAAUUUCUACAUACCGCCCCCCGACCCCACGAAUCCCAUGAUUCAAGAGGACACGCGGCUGCUUGGUGGACCCUUCUCCUGCGGGGGCAUAUCGUCGGACAAACGAAAGCGGCUGAUGGGGGAUAGAAAGCUUUUGAAGGAGCUGGUAUUUUCUCCGGAUUAUAUCUACACGUUCGAUUUCUUUCAGAACAUCUUCUAUCCGUCUUCGUACGAGUUCGACCUUGGUGUCAUGCGACUUGAUCUGGCGCCUUACCUGAACCGCCAACCCAUCGAGUUAAUGGCUCUUGUAGACGAUUCGUUUAUCCGAGAUGGAACGCCAUCGUCGAGCACUGUCUCCUCGGACAAAGGUGGCGUUUCCUCGUCCUGUGGGGACGGGAAGUCGAGGUCGAGGGAAGUGGGUGGCGAGGGGGGAGCAGAAGACAACGCGACUGGUUCGCAAGGCUUCGAAGACGAAGAUGUGUCUAAAUGGAAGCCGCCACCAGGUUCUUGGAAAUUCUUGUGGAGGUACCAGAUGUGGCAUGAAAAACUGUUAUCUAACUGAAGGGAAGCAGACGGGGAAAGCAAGCAGGAUGCGCUCGUUCCGUUUCAGUGUGCGACACGAUCCUGAGUCAAGACUGUGGCCAGUAGAUGAAAUUACAUCUUCGAGAUGUCACGUUCUUUUCUUCCUGGGUUAACAUCUAAAAGAGACCGGUGAUGCCAGACUGAGCUCCAGUUCCGUGUUCACGAGGUAUCUGACUCUAGCAUGGAUUUGUGAAAUGAAUCUAUUUUGUGCCAGUCCUCCGAGUUUGGAAGGUUCACGAUGUCCCUCUGUGGCUGUCGUUGGAAAAAAAGGGAAAAAACUUUAAUUAGUGAAGUUUCCGGAGGUUUAAGCAACGAAAUAUGGUGGUAAAAUACACCAUCACGGCGGUACGUGUUGUGUCGUACCACUGUUUUGAAAAAGAGCAAAACCGUCGCCUUUCUAAUGCGCAGGCGAAUCGCGUCAGAGAGCGGAAUGUGCAAAUCAGUGGCAGCUGAAAAGGAGCGGUGUCGGGCAUCAAGUUUUGGGGCAGAGUUUUGGCCGUUUUAAGAAGGCACAGAAAUAUGAGAAAUUGCUUUCUUCAGUAACACCAUUGUACUACCGGAUCGGAAUGUGCUGAUUUUGGACAUCCUACACUUACUUUAUAAUCAGCCGAUGAAUGCUUCGCCAGCCAAUGCAAGCGUCUUCGUUUUCCCACUGUUAAGUGCGGGUCUUCGUCACCUGCGCAAAUAACAGUUCACCGCUGAUGUCUAAGUUUGUUCUCGUCACACACGAAAUAAUUUGCAUCGGUGCACAUGAAUAAUCUGAUGCUGGCCGCGUGUGAUUACGAAGAGCAACGAAACGAACGACUUGAAAUCAACGAGUGAACCUGGGAGCUCCGGCGAAACAUGACAAACCAAAUUUAUUAAGCAUCUUCUAGACGCG
This is a messenger RNA of Toxoplasma gondii ME49, 4530 nucleotides long. RefSeq lists its product as hypothetical. The transcript is spliced from 10 exons. The record is from RefSeq and is a predicted model, not a curated record. The coding region runs from base 1156 to 3630 and encodes 824 amino acids. Lineage: Eukaryota; Apicomplexa; Conoidasida; Eucoccidiorida; Sarcocystidae.